Molecule: messenger RNA, 2514 nt
Organism: Tetrahymena thermophila SB210
Lineage: Eukaryota; Ciliophora; Oligohymenophorea; Hymenostomatida; Tetrahymenidae
Product: RasGEF domain protein
Exons: 7
Biological process (GO): small GTPase-mediated signal transduction
Molecular function (GO): guanyl-nucleotide exchange factor activity
Source: RefSeq, a predicted model, not a curated record
AUGUUUUUUAUUGAUAUAAUCUACAAUAAAUCAAAAAGCAAAUAAUUAAUAAACAAAGAAAAAAUUGAUAAUUAAAAAGAAAGAAUCAAAACACAAAAGGAAAUACAAAGGUAACUUUCUUGUGUAUUAUACGAUUUUGUUGACCAAAUUCUUGGACAGAAAGAGUUUUGUUGUUAAUUUAUGUCCUAAUCUCAAUCAUCAACCUUAUAUGAAAACGAUUCAUAUUUGUCUGAAUCUUUGACUUCUGGUAGCAAUAUGCUCAACGAUAAGAACAAUUACACUAGAGGAAGAGCUUCUCAAGUGAGCAACCAGAGUAUUCUCUAUGUAGGUAGAAAGAAUGCUUCUAUGGUUUAGCACGUCGUUUAGAGCUCUCCCUAACAUUUCUCUAUUUCAAAUAAACUCAAUGAAUCCUUUGGAUCAGAUCUAGUUUAGGACUAAGAUAAUAGCACUCAGCACAGAAACUCUAGCUUCUCAAAUAGUAAUGGUGGGGGAUCUUUCAUAUCUCGUAGUGGUAAUGGAAGAAUAUUAUCUGACCAAAACUUAAGCCCUCUUUGCAACAAGUUAUCUGACCUUUCUAAUGGUGGUGGAUUCAGCAACAGCUUUAAUUAUGGCAAUCGCUAGAUAAAUACAUCAACAUCGAGCUAUUCAUCUCUCAAUGACAAUAUUGAAAUGAGUAACUCUCUUCUCCUUGCUAAAGAAUAUUUAGAAAAAGACGAAUCUCUGAUUGAUUAAAAUAUUUUUGAACUCCUUUUUGAAGAUUUACACACCCUCAACUCGAAUAGCAUUAAAGAAUACUACAAUAAAAUUAUAACAUCUUUCUAGAAUGAUGAUGAUUACUCAUAAUUUUUUAAUGAAAACCAAUUCAUUGAAGACUAAGUCUCAAGCAAAAAAAUUAUUAAUUUAUAAUCAAAUUCAUCAAUCUGCACAAAUUUAAAUAGCUUGAAUGAUGUUUCCUCAACUUCUCCUAUGAAUGAAGCAUUUGAUUUCUAAACCUUUGACACUAUUUAAGACUUUGAUAAUUCCUAACAAAACUUAAAAGUUGGCUCUGCAAUGAGUUCAUUAAUUUUCCAAAUCAACCCAUAAAAACACUUCAGAAAUACCAUGAUUCUCACAUUUGACUACUUUAUGACUCCUUUGACAUUCUUGCUCUACGUGAUAAAAUGCUAUUAUAUUCCCAAGCCAAUCGGACUCAGUGAAAAGGAAGAAGAAAAAUUCGAUAAAAGAAUGGAAUAAAUUCGUAUCAAUAUUGGAUAAGUUAUCAGAGAUUACGUAGAAAUCCGUUCAUCUGAAUUCCUUUAAUCAAACAUCACUAGCGUAUUGUUAAUUGUCUUUUUCCAAACAAUUCCUUCUAAUAGCAAGGAAAAAAGCUUGUUCACUCAACUUGCUGAAAAAGUGAAGGAGAAAAAAACUUAAUAUGAGCUAUAAAAUUUGUAAAAAAGUAAAAGAUAAGCAAUUAUUUAUAAUAGCUCAUGUUUUAGUACUAACUCCUCUUCAACUUAUCCUCAAAAUAUUUACCAAAAAUCAAACCCUCAAAAUACUUCAUUCUCUGCCCCAAACAAUUUGAUGUGUUUAGGCCAAAGCAAUUCUAGCAUUCUAAGUGAAGAAUUGAUGAGAAUCGAAAAGAAAAAUAAAUAAAUUCAACGUCACCUCUCCCUUUACGAACUCUCCCCUCUGUUACACUAUCAAACUGAAACUAUAGCAAAAGUCUUAGCUCAAAUUGAUGCCAAGUGGUUUAUUCGUUUGAACAUCAGCAAUCUCAUUAACUCUAAAGUAAGUGUCUGUAGUAAAUCUUCCUAUGUUAAGAAGUACUCAAACCGUUUCAACUAUUAUGUUUACUGGUUUAAGAACUAAGUGCUUAACUAAAAAUAGAUUGAUAACAGAGUUAGCCAAAUCUACUAAUACAUCGAAAUCAUGAUCAAGCUUGAUCAAGAAUAUCGCUCAUAUCCCACAGUUCAUGCACUCUACACAGUUAUUUCAUACAUGCAAAACUAACUUCCCUAAACAUGGAAGCGUUUAGAAGAAAAGCUUCGUGCUUAAAAGAAGUGGGUUUCCAUCACACUUGAAUUACAAGAAUAUCAAAAGAUGUUCAACGAUAAAUAUUAUGGCUACAAACAAACAAUUCUGAAACAUCAAGAAAAUCGUAAAAGCUAUAUUCCUUGCAUGAACCCUUACUUACAAGAUAUCUAUAACGAUGAAAUGAAAUUCACUGCUGUCUCUGCUAAGAAAAACAGUAGUGGAAACCAAUUAGUAGUUCCCAGAGUCAUUCACGAAAGAAUAGGCGACCGUCUUUUGAACCUCUCAGUCUUACAAAAGCAAUGUGAGAAAGUUUUCCCCAACCAAGACAACGAAUACAAAGAUUUUAGAAACACCAGGAAUGAUGAAAGCCAACUCUAUACAAUCUUCAAAAAGAAAUGCGUUAAAGAAAUCGAUGAUCUCCUCCUUUAAAAUUGUAUAUAAUUUAAAGAUCUAGAGCUAUACUUUAUCGGAAAGUGCAAAGAAAUAGAACCUAACUGA